CGGUGGCGGUGACGAUAGGACGCUGCGCGCGCGGUACGCGUGCCGUGCUGACGCACGGAUACGGGCAGGUUGAAGGUUCCCUGCGGCCUGCCCGGGCCCUAGCAACGGGGGCCGGGCCGGGCUGGGAGCAUCCGCUCGACGCCGCCAUGCCUGAGGGCAAGUCCCUCUUCCGGGAGGUGCUGCCCAAGCAAGGGCAGUUGUCAGUGGAGGAUGUGGCUACCAUGGUGUUAUGUAAGCCAAAACUGUUGCCUUUAAAAUCUGUUACCCUAGAAAAGCUAGAAAAAAUGCAGCGAGCCGCACAGGAGACAAUUCGCCAGCAAGAAGUGGCACAGAGGGAGCAGCAGCAACAAAGCCAACAAUAGGGUGCAUGAUGGUUCACCCCCUCUAAGAAAUAUUUCACCUAAAUAUUGUACCUUUAGUUUGUGUAUAUUAAUCUAGUGAUGUUUGCUGUACAGAAAUGGUAAAAGUCCAUACUAAACUUUCUUAGCUCCUGUCUUCUUAUAUUAUACAUAUAAAUGUCUGUAGAUUUUGCUUAA
Molecule: messenger RNA, 536 nt
Organism: Trachemys scripta elegans
Lineage: Eukaryota; Metazoa; Chordata; Testudines; Emydidae
Gene: BBIP1
Product: BBSome interacting protein 1
Exons: 2
Coding region: 147-362 (71 amino acids)
Biological process (GO): receptor localization to non-motile cilium; cilium assembly
Cellular component (GO): BBSome
Source: RefSeq, a predicted model, not a curated record